AUGGAUGAGUGGAUCGAGAACGUUGUAGAAGUGGAAUCGAACAUCGGGUCGUAUCCGAAUCCAGGAACCACCGUGUUUCAAUACGGCACGUCGGGCAUUCGUUAUAAUUCUGAACACCUGGACCAUGUUCAACAUCGGAUGGGAAUGCUGGUGGCUCUGCGCUCAAUACAUUUGAAAUCGGCAGCAGUCGGGCUAAUGAUAACAGCCUCGCACAAUCCGCAAGAUGACAAUGGAAUCAAACUCAUCGACCCUCAAGGAGAAAUGUUGGACAGUUCGUGGGAAGUCUAUGCCACCGAAUUGGCUAACGCCCCUAAUAACGAGGAUGUAUGUGCUAUGCUCAUAAAUAUUGCUUCAAAGUAUAAUAUUGACAAAUCAUAUAUACCUCGUGUGUACAUCGGUCGUGAUACUAGAAAUUCUGGUAAAAGAUUGUUGGAAGCUGUACUUUGCGGUGUUAAAGCUUUUAAGAGUAAUGUUGAAGAUUUUGGCAUAAUAACAACACCAAUGUUACAUUUUUUUGUUAGAUGUUAUAACACCAAUUGCUCGUACGGUCAGCCAAAUGAACAUUCUUAUUAUACUAAAUUAACAAACAGUUUUAAAACUUUGCGUAAAAUGUGUUUAGAUUUGAAAAAUUACAACCCAAUAAUAGAAUUUGAUGGUGCUAAUGGGGUGGGUGCUUUAAAAAUGAAAGAUGCAAUCACAUAUUUAGAAGAAUCAUUGGUGAUUAAUAUGCAUAACGAUGACAUAUUGAAUACAGAAAAACUAAAUUACAAAUGUGGUGCAGACUUUGUGAAAUCAAACCAAUGUCCUCCUACCGGAAUGACUAUUAAGCCACACUCUAAAUAUGUGUCCGUGGAUGGAGAUGCGGAUAGAAUAGUUUAUUCUUUUAUUGAUGAAAACAACAAAUUUUAUUUAUUAGACGGUGAUCGAAUUGCUACACUUGUGGCUGGUUAUAUAAAAGAUUUAUUCAUUGAUUCCGGUCUUGAUGUCAAUGUAGGGUUGGUGCAAACCGCUUAUUCAAAUGGAAAUUCUACAAAAUAUGCAACUGAUAAGUUGAAAGUUCCUGUUGCAUGUGUACCGACUGGUGUGAAAUAUCUUCAUCAUAAAGCCAACGACUAUGAUGUUGGAGUUUAUUUUGAAGCUAAUGGUCAUGGUACUAUAUUAUUCAAGGAUGCUAUACGUGAACUUAUUCGAAACCAAUCUGCUAUUGAAAAAGAUGAGGCAAUGUCACUGGCACUAAAGAAAUUGAUUUGCAUCAUGGAUAUGACUAAUGAAACCGUAGGCGAUGCUUAUUCCGAUAUGCUGAUUGUUGAGUCUGUACUUUGUGAACGAGGAUGGAGCAUUAGUGAUUGGUAUAAAACAUACUCUGAUUUGCCAAAUCGUUUGACAAAAGUUACUGUCAAGGACAGAAAUACAUUUGAGACUGGUGACGCUGAGAGAAUUUGUAUCAAACCAGAAGGCCUUCAAGGAAUAAUAGAUUCUAUUGUGUCAAAGUAUUCAAUGGGCAGAUCUUUUGUCAGACCUUCUGGUACAGAAGAUUUGGUGAGAAUUUAUGCUGAAGCAGACACUCAAUUCAACGCUGAUAAACUUGCUGUUGAAGUGGCCACCGCUGUUUACGAUAUAGCUGAUGGAGUUGGAAACAAACCAGAAUAA
This is a messenger RNA of Macrosiphum euphorbiae (potato aphid), 1650 nucleotides long. The record is from the annotation of a GenBank genome assembly. Lineage: Eukaryota; Metazoa; Arthropoda; Insecta; Hemiptera; Aphididae.